ACAUUGGCAACCCAUCCUCCUCCUCCUCCUCCUCACUGCAGCCCGUUCAGCUCCACACUAUACCCUUCUCUCCAUCUCUCUGCCAGCCGCCGGACGCCGCACCGUGUCCUCCACCGGACCAUAUAACCAAUAUCAGCCUUUAGGAACAAGCGUAAAAAUCGGCCAUCAUGUCCUCAGUGCUGCAGAAACUGAUCAGCCCUCUGGCCAGCAGCCCCGCUGAGCCUCCCAGGAACAAGGUGACGGUGGUCGGGGUGGGCCAGGUGGGCAUGGCCUGUGCUGUCAGCAUCCUGCUGCGGGACCUGUGUGAUGAGCUGGCUCUGGUGGACGUGAUGGAGGAUCGUCUCAAGGGAGAGAUGAUGGACCUGCAGCACGGCAGCCUCUUCCUCAAGACCUCCAAGAUUGUCGCAGACAAAGACUACGCGGUGACUGCCAACUCUCGUCUGGUGGUGGUGACGGCCGGUGUUCGCCAGCAGGAGGGCGAGAGCCGCCUCAAUCUGGUGCAGAGGAACGUCAAUGUCUUCAAGUCCAUCAUCCCCCAGAUCAUCAAAUACAGCCCCAACUGCACACUCAUCGUGGUCUCCAACCCUGUGGACGUGCUGACCUACGUGACCUGGAAACUGAGCGGCCUGCCCAAGCACCGCGUCAUCGGCAGCGGUACCAACCUGGACUCGGCCCGCUUCCGCUACAUGAUGGCCGAACGCCUCGGCAUCCACGCCAGCUCCUUCAACGGCUGGGUGCUGGGAGAGCACGGAGACACCAGCGUGCCAGUGUGGAGCGGCGCUAACGUGGCAGGAGUCAACCUGCAGAAGCUGAAUCCUGACAUUGGCACUGAUGCUGAUAAGGAACAGUGGAAGGCCACACACAAAGCGGUAGUGGACAGUGCCUACGAGGUGAUCAAGCUGAAGGGCUACACCAACUGGGCCAUCGGUCUGAGCGUGGCAGACCUGCUGAGAGAUUUGAUCAAGAACAUGAGCCGUGUCCAUCCUUUCUCCACAUGGGCAAAAGACAUGUACGGUAUUGGUGAGGAGGUCUUCCUGUCUCUGCCCUGCGUGCUGAACAACACCGGCGUGAGCAGCGUGAUCAACAUGACCCUGACGGACGCCGAGGUGGGCCAGCUGAAGAAGAGCGCCGACACACUGUGGGGCAUCCAGAAGGACCUCAAGGACAUCUGAACACACCCGCACACACAAUACGCAGCCGUGAUGCAGAGAGGCCUGUCGACACGCACACACUCCUUUUGUAUAACCUCCCUCUCUCUUAGAUUGUAUCGCUCUUAUUUUGAAGGAGAGUACCAGUGUUUUUGUAAAAAUAGUGCCAGUGAGAAUUUCAGUUACAUGUCCGGCCUGAUUUGAUUGUUAGUGCCGAAUUAUGUCACCAUCUUCUACCUGUCAAUCACCUGACAGCUUUAAGUCUAUAAAAUUCCUUUAUUCUCCUUUAAAACAAUCCGCACAUUUCCUCCCCAGUAGGCUGAAGUUGCUGUGUUACCGUGUUUGUGUUAGGAGUUGUAAGCUGACCUGUGUUACCACAGUCUUUAUGGAUUCUUGUGUUUCAGCUGUUUUGGACCAGGAACACAACCCUCAAAAAGCCAAACGUGUCACUUGUCCUCCUCCACCACUUCCUGUACUGAGUCGUUCAUGUAGAUCUCGGCAGGGAAUCAUGAGAGAAAGACCCUAAAUGUCCAGAAAAAGACCCUAAAACUCUGAAAGGAAACAGUUUUUCUCACACUUUUGUCUAAAUGUGGUACUCUGCAGCAGACAAACAACUGCACACCCAGGUCAAAUCGAUGAAAAUGUCACAUUGUGAGUGUGAAGGUGGAUUUUUUCUUCCCCUCCUGUUUUCUCGGUGUUAGUAAAGGGAGAUGGAGCAGCAGAGAAGAGUGGAAACGUCUAGCUCCAAUUGUCUUUUUGAACAAGUGUGACCUAGUGUUGGAAACUGUGUUGGAAACAGCAAUGUGUAACUUAAUAAAUUUGAACCUCAUGAAG
Molecule: messenger RNA, 1982 nt
Organism: Morone saxatilis (striped sea-bass)
Lineage: Eukaryota; Metazoa; Chordata; Actinopteri; Moronidae
Product: L-lactate dehydrogenase B chain-like
Biological process (GO): carboxylic acid metabolic process
Cellular component (GO): cytoplasm
Molecular function (GO): L-lactate dehydrogenase (NAD+) activity
Source: RefSeq, a predicted model, not a curated record